GAUUCAAUGGUUUUUUUAAUCGCUCAAUAUUUUAUUCAUAACCCUCCCUUUUAAAAUUUAAGUUUCAAAUUAUUUAAUUUCCCCUCCAAUUUUUUUACAACACAAAUCACUUUGAUUAGUCACUUAUCUUCUCAAAUAUAUCAUAAUAUAUCCUAAUUCAUUAAAUUUCGUNAAAAUUUAAGCUUGGCAUAAAAUGCAUAAAUUAAAAGUUAAAUAUAAAAAAAUCAGAUAUGUAUUUAAUUGAUUAAAUAGUCAACUGUUAUUAUUCAGAAGUUUGCUCGUGGAUAUAUUGCUAGAAUGCUAAUGAAAAGAAACAACGACUCCAGAUACAAUGAAAGAAAUAUUAAAUAUUUCAGUUAUCAUGCAACUUAGAUCUAAAGACAUUUUAGUUAUCAUUAUAGAAAAUAUUACAUUAAUUGGUCAACUAGAAAGGCCUAUCUUUAAUUCUUAAAAACCAAAAACUAAGACUUUCUGGAAGAGUUAAAGAAAGUCGAAGUUGAUGAAAAUUAAUAAUUGAAAGUUAGACAAGAAUAAUUGGCAAGAACAGAAUUUGAAUCCCUAGCCAAAAACUUACAUCAUCUUUCUUCUACAUAAACCAUUGCAGGUGUUUAUAAUAGGCCUUUUGGAAAUAAAGACAUUGUGUUUGAUUUGGAUGUUGAGAGCCAUCUCAAAGUAGUCUUUCAUAGUAAUUAUGAAUGGGAAAAGAAGAGACAGAUUUCAAGAUAUGCUAAAACCAGUAAAUUGAAUUACUCUAAUAAAUUAAAACCAUUGAAAUGA
Molecule: messenger RNA, 777 nt
Organism: Paramecium sonneborni
Lineage: Eukaryota; Ciliophora; Oligohymenophorea; Peniculida; Parameciidae
Source: the annotation of a GenBank genome assembly